GCCUUCAACAUUCCACAUCUGGUCAUGGUCGGUCGGCAAAACAUGGCAAAAACCACUCUGAUAAACCGUCUGAUCGGGCGAUAUCUUCUCCCAAUGCGCCGCAAUGAAACCGCAAACACCUUACAAGCCCGCACUACAUAUCCCAUAAUACUCAACCUAAGAAACGGCGAGAAGAGCCUCGUGGAGGUGAAAUGCGAUCUACUGGGUCUAAGGGAAGCCGAGGAAAAUCCCAAGGAUGAUGCCGUGGAGACAUUUCUUAACCAAGUCACAGCACAUUUACCGAAGGAAGAGGGAACUCCAAUUUCGAAAACCCCUGUUAAUGUUACUCUGCAAGGCCCUGAAUUCACGACUCUUACCUUGGUCGACCUUCCCGGCGCUCAUUUUGCCAAUGACGAUCUACGGAUGAACCUCGUCACUCAAGAUGUAGUUUUGGAAUACAUCGAGAAAAACACUAACAGCAUUAUUGUCAUAGUGUCUGAAGUAGGGGACCCCACAGGUGACAGUGCAAUAAACCUUGUCAUGCAAAAGGCCCCAGAUUUUAGGAGCCGCACAAUCUGUGCGCUAACCAAGCCAGAUAAGUUGAGAGAAUCCGAUGACAUGGGGAAAAGGGUGGCCAUGAAUGGAUCGAGCUUCACACUGGAUGAUAACCGAUUUAUUGUACUGCGAGGGAAAGAUGGCACAGAUCCAGCUGAGAAGGACUGGGACGCUGAAACGACACGUGUCCAUGAAAAAGAAUGGUUUGCGCGGCAUCCUCAGUACAAGGACAUUCAACAUGUCUGUGGAAUUGAUCGACUCAUGGACACUAUGAUCUCUUUACUGGCUGAGAAGAUGAUCACAGAGAUUCCUAUUCUGGUGACACUAAUGAAGAAGCGAAAAAAAGAGGUGGAUGAAACACUUGUGGAACUAGAGGACAGUGAGGUACCAGAGUCGAACGAAGGCAAGGGUGGAGUGGCCAUGAAACUGAAAGAAAGUCUAAUUAGAGAGUUAAAUAUUCUUCUUUUCAACAAUACUUCUGACACGGCCGGAGGGGAACGCGUCAGGCAUCUGUUUAAUUCAUUUCAUCAGGAAGUUUUCAAGGUGAAUCCUCUGGCGAUGCGUAAUGACGAUGAAAUACGAAGACAAAAAAGAAAAUUGGAGGGUGUGGCUGCCCCUCUUGGAGACAGCAGUGAAAACAGUCAGCUGCUGCAGAGGCUUCUGUAUGAGAAGUAUACAGGUAUUUGAGAACUAAGCCACUCUUAACAGAGAUUCAAUGCCAAUGGUAAACCUGUAACGCGUAAGGGUCCAGUUGAUCAGUUACUGCCCCUGUCAGAGAAUCUUGUCAGUAACGUCGAGACAACUCUACGAGAUAUCGUCCAACGGGCCAUCGAACAGACCUUGUCAAAGUUCCCAACUCUCAAACAAGCUGUUGAAGCGAAAGUCGUCAGCAAGAUUUUUGACAAGAAACGCGAACAGACUACGGAAUUCAUCCGACAAUUCCUUGAAAUGCAGAAAAAGAGCACCGAUAUCGUUUUCGCCCCAAUCCCCACACCUCGAGAGAUCAGUGUCUGGGAAGGGUUUCCUCUGGUAGAUCGUAGUAAGCCUCAUCCAUGCAUGACGUCAAAGACGACAAGUCAUAUGAAGUACCUUGCGAAAAAUCUCUACCCUGAGAAGCUGCUUCAAGAGAUAGACGGUUCUGGGUCACACAGUCUCAUGUAUAAGGAACAGGAGGAGAUAAAGAACGUAAAAAAGAACGUGGUGCGAUGCUUCAACGUGCUUAAAAUGAAUGUGUGUGACACAGUCCCCCGCUGCAUCCUGCAUUUCUUCGUAUCACAGUUAGUGGACGAUCUUGACCGCGCUUUGGAGAAAGAAAACUUGGUUGAGUUCUUGGAAGAAAGGAAGGACAUCCGGGACAAGCGCAUCCUGUGUAGGAAACAGUCCCUCGCUUUGGAGAAAGCGCUGCCACAUACACAAGACGUCCUGGAUAAACUACUGCGCAUGAAACAGGGAUCUCCCCAAAAGGACCGGAAAAUGUAGCUGAAUGGAAUGCUUUCAUUACUUAGCCUUUUCAAGAAAUAAUUAUCUAGCUUAGGGUUUCUUUCAAUUUUCGCUGGGAAUUCGAAAUUAUCGUCAUACCCGGCUGCAAUCGGUAGAAUUUAAAAACUUAAUUGGUUAUAAACAUUUCAUGUGUAUUCAAGUUGUAGGAGUUAGUUCUCAAUUAUGCCUAACGUAAUAGCGUUAUUGAAAUUUUUAAAAAUUUUUUUUAUAUAAGUUCUAGUGAUCAGCACACAGCAACAGAUCUUGGGUUACUUUUUUCAAUGAUUUUUUGAAGAAGUAUUAAACUCGUCCCUUUUAGCUCUUUGAUUUUUAAACUUAGUAGCGUUUAGAAUCAAACCCAGGUGCUCGCGUUUUAAUGAUAUGCUUUCACGUUCUAGGGGGGAUCUUUAAAAAGCUCAGCAUACCUUACUGAGAUCUUUACCACCAUAAUAUUCGGCUAUUUAGCAGAUCUAAAUAUAUUGCACCAACUGAUAGGCAAUUUAAUUGUCAGUCAUUCAAAAGGAAACAAUAAAGGCAAGUUGUGUAUUGUGGAGUAAACCACAGUCUCUGUGUGGACUCUUCUCUCGAUAACCAAGAGAGUAGAAUAUUGGUAGACGCUGGACUCGGAUGGGAUGAUGUCAGUUAGUGGAUUUGGUUAACUCUAUGAUUAAUUAGCCCCAUUCCACUAGACAACCCUCCUGCCAAAUUACUCUAACUUUUCACUCAUUAUCUGAAAAAUUCAACCAACCGUUUACAAGGAAAUUGCUAACUCAUCGCGGGUAACCCUGUCAGGCGAGAAAGACAUUUUAUAUAAGAUAGGUAAAGCAUGACCUUUACGCUAAAGAGGAAACAACAAAGAUGAUCACGUAACAAGUUUUUCCCGCCAAUUUUCAUUUUGCCGUUUGCUCUCUGUCGUUUUCAACGUGAAGGAGUAUCAAAGU
This is a messenger RNA of Pocillopora damicornis (cauliflower coral), 2954 nucleotides long. RefSeq names its product dynamin-related protein Dyn2-like. The record is from RefSeq and is a predicted model, not a curated record. Lineage: Eukaryota; Metazoa; Cnidaria; Anthozoa; Scleractinia; Pocilloporidae. Gene Ontology annotation, cellular component: microtubule; cytoplasm; membrane. Gene Ontology annotation, molecular function: GTP binding; microtubule binding; GTPase activity.